Messenger RNA from Gadus macrocephalus (Pacific cod), 7902 nucleotides. It is a transcript of the gene heatr5a, whose product is annotated as HEAT repeat containing 5a. Gene Ontology annotation, cellular component: Golgi apparatus; membrane; endocytic vesicle. The transcript has 42 exons. NCBI's taxonomy places the organism in Eukaryota, Metazoa, Chordata, Actinopteri, Gadiformes, Gadidae. Bases 233 to 6292 code for a protein of 2019 amino acids. The record is from RefSeq and is a predicted model, not a curated record. Gene Ontology annotation, biological process: endocytosis; retrograde transport, endosome to Golgi; intracellular protein localization.
CGACGGUUCGGUAGUCGACUGGCUAUCCUUGUGAUCUGCUAACAGCUAGCAGUAGUUUAGAGGAGUUACAGACAGAGGUUUAAUUGUCACGUUAGUACUAAAUAAACCGUGAAAUACCUGCUCAGAGCGCCGCGGUGGAGUCCAGGGCUGAGGAGGUUCAGAGUAAUGACCUACAGCAGAAGAUUUUCCCCAUAAGAGGAGAGAGGAGCAGGGAGGAGGAGGAGGAGAGAGGAUGGAGCAGGACCACAGCCUCUUGCUGGAUGAGGAGGCGUGCGCCCUCCUGGGGGUAACCCAGAGGUCAGAGGUCGUCUUCCAGUGGCUGACCAACCUGAAGCACCUCCUGCCUGCUACCACCCGGGUGGAGGUGAAGGCGAACCAGGUGCGUCUGGUGAACCAGCUCCAGGCGGUUCUGACCGGCUCCCCUGGCCCGCCCACCCGCUGCCUAUUGGCCCACUGCCUGGCCCUGCUGUACCGCCUGGGAGACCCCCUUUCAGCCGGCCAAUCGGUGGACAUGUGCAACGCCAUCAUCCGCAGCAAGGACGACGCCCCCUCCAGCCUCCCCACCAGACUUGCGGCGAUAGCCUGUCUGGGCUCUCUGUAUGAGCAGCUGGGUCGGACGUUGCUCCACUCCUUCAAAGACUCGCUGGUCAACCUGCUGAAGGCCUUCAGGAAUGCUGAGUCCCAGGGCCGGUAUGAGAUCCUGCUGGCGGUGGAGCGGGCCCUGCGGGGGUUGGGUUCCGGCCCCGCCCUGUGCCACCGGGAGAUCUACAAGGUGGCCCGGGCCUCCCUGACCGACCGCUCCAUGGCGGUCCGCUGGGCCGCUGCCAUGUGUCUGUUGGAGCUGCAGCGCGAGGCCGUCUUCCUCUGGUCCUCUGAGCUGCACAACAUGGCCGCCCUCUGCUGCAGGGCCUUCCAGGGCUCCACCUAUCAGGUGCGAGUGGGCGUAGCCAGACUGCUGGGCACCCUGCUGGCCGCCGCCCUCCAGCCACGGCAGCCAAUCGCGGCGGUGCAGCCGGGGGGGCGGGGCCGGACCCUGGAGGAGGUGAUGGAUGUGCUGACGGCCGGGUUCCUGAGGGGCGGGGCCAGCUUCCUGCGGGCCAGCGGAGACAUGCUGAAGGGAACCAGCUCCGUGGGCAAGGACGUCCGCAUGGGCGUGGCCCAGGCCUGCGUGGUGAUGGUGUCCACCAUGGGGAGCUCCUGGCUGGAGGGCAGCCUCCCCGGGCUGCUGGGCCUCCUGGCGCCGCUCGCCCACCAGCCGCGGGCCGCCCACAGCCCCGCCUCCUCGGCCUGCACCCGGGCCUGCCUCUCCUACAUCCUGCGCUCCGUCCUGGGCCCGCUGCUGGGGGAGAAGGCCCUGGCCAACGCCGCCAGGCACGUCUGCCUGGCCGUGCACACGCACACAGCGGCACUGGACAGCGGUUCUCCAGAAGGGGUUCAGGGUCACAUCAUGAUGGAGUGCUAUCUUCUGGAGCUGGCCCGGGUCCUCCGCAGCCUCGCUUCCACCGCCGCCCCCCUCAUCACAGACCCCUGCACAGCCCUCCUAGACACCGUGGUCUCCGUCCUACUCCACCCGGCGGCGUCGGCGCGGCUGGCCGCCGCCUGGUGCCUCCGCAGCGUUGCCAUGGCGAUGCCCUCCCAGCGCUGCGUGCUGCUGGACAGGUGCGCCGAGCGCCUGGCAGCCCUGAAGUCGUCCCCGGAGGCCGUGUCUGGGUACAGUGCCGCUGUCGCCGCCCUGCUGGCCGGAGCCCAGCACUGCGCCCUGGGCCUUCCCCACAGCAAGGCCAAGCUGGUCCUGGGCGUGGCCGAAGACCUCCUGCGCUCGGCCAAUCAGAACAGUCGCCUGUCCCUGCAGAGGACUCAGGCUGGCUGGCUGCUGCUGUCUUCACUCUGCACCCUAGGUGCGGCGGUGCUGGAGCACCACCUGGGCCGCGUGCUGCUGCUGGUCAGGUGUGUGUUCCCCCCCUCCGUCAGGGAGCAGGACAUGGAGCUGCACCGUGGGGACUGCUUCACCUGGCAGGUGACCCUAGAGGGCCGGGCCGGGGCGCUCUGCGUGUUGAGGAGCCUGCUGCUGCACUGCAGGGAGCUGCUGACCGAUGACAUCAUCUCCCGCCUGCUCACACCGCUGGCCUGCGCCGUGGCGCUGCUCGCAAAGUGCUCCUCUCUGACCCGUUCCUACGGGCCCCCCCUCCGCCCCUGGGCGGUCCUGUACAGACUGAGGCUGUACCAGGUCUUGGCCCUGCUGCCCCCUCACACCUACCAAGAGAGCUACGGCGUGGUGAUGAAGGAGCUGCUCAGCGACCUGUCCGGCCCGGAGAACGCCACCCAGCCGUGCUCCGACCUCACCCUACUCCCCGCCCUCUGUCACCACGACGACCUGAUGCUGUUGGGCCCCGCCUUCGGCCCCCUGGGCCGCGGCUCCAUCGAGGAGAGGCUCCAUAGCAGCGGUGUGGGAGGCGGUAACCUUGACAACGACCCCUUCUCUCUCUGCGACGGGGGGGAGGACUCCCCGGCCCCCCUCCCUCCGGCCGUGGCGCUGACAGCUGCCGCCGUCCAGCUGUUUGGAGAGCUGUUCCCCCAGGUCAUCACCGCGCACAGGCUGCAGGUCCUGGAGCAGUUCUCCCGCUCGCUGAGCCAGCUGAAGGGACAGAAGCAGCAGACGGUCCAGACCCACGUGUGUGCCGCCCUCUGCAGCCUGCUGAAGCACCUGGGCAGCAGCGGCCUCAGCCUGGGGCCGGAGGAGCUGCGGGCCCCAGCGCUGGCCCUCUUGGUCGGGGCUCUGGAGAACUCGAGUCCCCUGCUGCGCUGUGCGGCCUCCGAGGGCCUGGCCAGACUGGUGCAGGCCGUCAACGACCCUGGGUUCACACACACACUGUCUGUAGUCUGUCUGGAGAGGCUGCGGUCAGGGAGGGAUGCGGUGGCGCGGAGCGGCCACGCCCUGGCCUUGGGGGCGCUGUACCGCUACGUGGGCGGAGUCCAAUCGCCCCAACACCUCACUUCCUGUCUGGGGGUCCUCAACACCCUGGCCCAGGACACCAGCUCACCUGAGCUCCAGACGUGGUGUGUGUACGGUGUGUGUGUCCUCCUAGACGUGCCCAGCGGGGGGGGCGUGUGUCUGUCGGUGUGUGAGCCGUCGGUCGGCCUCCUGGUGCAGCUGCUGCUCUCCUCGCCCCCCUCCCCCCCCGGGCUGCCCCACGCCCUGGGACGCCUUCUGCACGCGCUCAGUAGCGCCCUGGGACCCGAGCUACAGAGUGCGCGGCCUGCGGUGUCCGUGCUGCGGGCCAGCUGUGUGUUGGCCUGCUGGAUGCUUCAGACCAGCCCGGACCCCCUGGUCCAGUCCCAGCUGGUCUCCUGCCUCCAGAACCUCUACCUGUUCUGCCCCGCCCACAUCCACCUGGAGCGCCUGGUACCGCUGCUCUGUGAGAUGUUGUUGGACAGCUCCGUGCUGGUGGGUGUGUGCUGCUCCUACGUGUGUGUGCGUGGCUCUGUGCUGUCGUGUGUCAGACAGCUUGUCCAGCGUGGGGCUCUGCAGGUGGCCCAGCACGCGGUGGGCCUGGUGAAGGAGCUGCACCGUAGGGACCACUCCCAGCUAGAGCUGACCCUGAAGGAGGUGGGCCUGGAGGGGGCUCUGUUCCUGCUGCUGGACCAGGAGCAGGAGGAGGUGAUCCGGAGGGACGUCCAGGAGACCCUGGUCCACCUCCUGGUCUCGGGGGUCCAGCGGGGGCGGCUGCUGCACUGGAUCAAGCUCUGCAAGGACGUCCUGUCUGCCUCCUCCGACUCGGGCACAGUGGAGCCGGAGGAGGAGGGGGGUGACGACUGGGCGGUGUUCCGGGCGGUCCCGCAGGGGGCGGGGCCCUUCAGCGCCCUGGGCUGGCGGACGCGGGGCUUCGCCACGCGCUGCGUGGGCCGGCUGCUGGAGCUGAGCCAGAACGCCGGCCCCGCCCACUUCAACAUCACCCUGGCUCAGGAGCUACGGCAGGUCCAGACCGAGGACUUCCUGGUGCUCCACCUGGGAGAGCUGGUGCGGAUGUCCUUCAUGGCGGCCACCGACUCCAGCGACACGGUGCGUCUGUCCGGGCUCCAGGCCCUGCUGCUCAUCAUCAGGGCCUUCUCCUCCUCCCCGGAGCCCGAGUUCCCCGGACACAGCCUGCUGGAGCAGUACCAGGCCAACGUCGGGGCGGCCCUCAGACCAGCCUUCUCAGCCGACGCCCCCCCUGAUGUCACGGCCAAGGCCUGCCAGGUGUGCAGCGCCUGGCUGUCCAGCGGGGUCGUCAGCGACCUGCGGGACCUGCGCCGCGUCCACCAGCUCCUCGUCUCCUCAUUGGCCAAGCUCCAGGGGGGGCGGGACCGGCCCAGCCCGCUCUACAACGAGGCCGCCGUCACCAUGGAGACGCUGGCGGUGCUCCAGGCCUGGGCGGAGGUGUACAUCGUGGCGGUGCAGAGGCAGGGCGACGCCCCCGGGCCGGAGGACCCGACCAAUGAGGACUCGGGGUCUGUGUCCGUGGGGGCGGACCUACUGGAGCUGGUCCAAUCAGAUCUCCCGACGCUGAGCCGGCUGUGGCUGGCAGCGCUGCAGGACCACUCCGCUCUGAGCCUCCCCCAGGAGGACGCAGCUCAGCUCCCCGCUGCCGGAGGAGUGUUCUUCACGGCGGAGACGAAGCAGCAGGCCAGGAGUCACUACACCUCCUGCUGGGCCCCCAUCCUCCACGCCUCGGCCCUCUGGCUGCAGAGCACCGGUUUUGUGAUGUCAGAGGAGGAGCCAGCCCACCUGUCUCGCCCGGCCACGCCCACCUCCAUGGGUCAGAGGGACUCUGGGGGCGGAGCCAAGAGCCAGGAAGACAUCGGCACGGACAGACUGAACCUCAUCCUGGGUGUUAGUGUGGCGUUCCUGUGCUCGCCCCAUUCUGAGGACCAGAUUGAGAACAUCACUUCCUGUCUGCGGGCGCUGCAGGCUCUGCUCAGCGUGGGCUGGCCUCGCGCCAAAGUAGGAAACGACCAGGUGCUCAGCGUGGAGCUGGUGAGUGUACUCCACCGCGUCAUGGUGACCAGGGAGGGGGCGGAGCUCCAGCCGGCUGUGCUCCAGCUGGUCCAGCAGAUCGUCCGCGCCGCGCAGGAACACGUCCGCGAGAAACGCUACAGCGCCGAGGUGGACGACGGCGCCUGUGAGAAGGAGAACCUUCCGGAGUUCGGGGAGGGGCGGGACACGGGGGGGCUGGUCCCGGGCCGCUCCCUGGUCCUGGCCGCCCUGGAGCUCUGCCUCCACGUCCUGCUGCGCAAGAUCCCCCGCCUCAGCCCCGCCCUCACCGGGACCCCCGCCGCAGGGGGUCCCGGGGGUCCGCUGGUUCUGAGCGGUGAGGACUGGCUCCUGGUGGCCUCAGCCCUGGACAUCCUGUCUCACCUCCCGUCUAUCUGCUCCCCUGAGGGAAGUGUUUCGGUCCUUCCUUCUCUCCUCUUCCUGUUGCUGGGUGUCCUUCGGGAGCUGCUGCUGCAGCCCAACAUAAACACUGCCCCCCAGCAGAGGGCGCUGCAGGCUCUCCAGGGGGUGGUCUCCAGCCCGGUGGGUCGUCAGGAGAAGAGCCGGGGGGGCUGGACCCUCCUGCUGGGGGCCGCCCUGAACACGGUGCUGGACACCUGGGGGAACGCUGUGGACCAGGUGGGGGUUCUCCGGGUCCUGACUGUGUUCCUGGUCUCUGCUGGUCCUGAGGUGGUCCUGGUCCAGCCCGUCCUGGCGUCCUGCCUCAGAAGAUACACACGAGCCCUGCACUCUAAGGACCCCCUGGUGGUGAGUGUGUGUCUCCAGAUGUUGACCACUGUGUUCCAGACCCAGUCGGGGGUGGCGGCUCCCUACAUUCGUACCCUGGGACCCCCCCUGCUCCGCUACCUGCAGGGGGCGGAGCGGCGGCGUCCCCAGACCCCAGGGGAGCUGCAGGGGGUCCUGGAGGCUCUGCGGGCCAUGGAGGCUCUCGUGUCAGCCUCCGACCCCACCAACCGUCCCCAGCUCAUGGCCGUCUUCCUCCCCAUUCUCAUCUCCUUCCUGAUGGAUGAAAACGCCCUCGGCUCCGCCCCUUCCGCAUCGCGGGCGCUUCAUGAGUCGGCGCUGAAGGACCUCAUGCGCCUGGGGCCCCAGUCUCCAUCCGUCUUCAGGUCUCUGAUGUCUUCGUCUCCUCAGCUGAAGGCCAGACUGCAGGCGGCCAUUCAGGGGAACCAGGAGAGCCUCAACGCUAAGGCUAGCGCUGCCGCUAACAGGACCAGCAAGACCUCUCCCAGUAUUACGCUCAAGACCAACUUCCUGUAAGAUCUCUCAGACAAGAAGUGCAGAAUGUGUAGGUUGGAGGUUCAGACUCUAGACUGUUCCAGUUAUUCGAGUUGUGGCUAACACGACUCUCUGUAUUAGCAAUAACCUUUUACUGUGCGUAUGGCGCAUAGCUUCAGGUCCUAUCACCCUCAGGCCUUGUGGGGACCGCCUCCGGCUCUCAUACUCAAUCUGCAGGUUUAAAGGUUAGCUACAUGUUCAUCUGUUGGCGACAUGCAGUCUACAUGCAUGUCCAAGAAACGACCAAGGACCAAGAAACACUAAUAAUUUAUAUAUUUAGUUUUAGACAUCACAGGGAAAUAUGAUGCUAGGUGUAAUGUGUCUGUGGGUUUAAUGAGGGUAUCUCCUUUACAAUCCUUCAGCAGUUAAUUUAAAAUGUAUUUUAACAUUUGUCUAUGCAGUAACUUGGAAUCUAAACCCCCAAAAGUGAAAUGUAUUUGGUUGUCCUGGUUGAAAGUUAUUCUGCAAUAAUUUCUCACUCAGAAUAGUCCUGGUUUCUUUUGACUUCAGGUUGGCUAGAAUGUGAAAAAUGUAGCGAUGCUAACAAAGCCACGCUAACGCAGCCACGCUAACGUAGCCAUGCUACCAUUGCUAUGCUAAAGUAGCGAUGCUUAGGAAGCCAGACUAGGAGUGUCUCACAUUCAGUAAGCAAAGUGAGGAGAUAGUAAGGGAGAAGGAUUAUUCAACAGAUUUGAUAAUGAGGUGAUUGUACAUUAUGAAUCCACAAUCGGUACCGUAUAUUGAAUGUGUGAUUGUUGGCAAUCAUGUAACCAUUUUUUAUGAGGAAGCCACGGUCAUGAAGGUAAUUUAGACUAGAAUCAUUGGAGAAUGUGCUGUAAAAGCUACUUUACGACAGUAAACAACAUUAACCAGGGAAAACAUCUGUCUCUCCCAGACAAAGCAGAUGUUUAUCAGACUAGGUGGAUGGAGAGUUAGUCGUCUCGGACCGUUCUAAAUAACUUCUAACCAUUCACAAUCUCUAAUCUGAUUGGAUCUGCUGUCUUGUCCCAAGAGAUAGGCAGCCAAUCCUCUUAUGUCCUUCUGCAUACUUGUUUCUCUUCUUGCUGAUGACCUUGCUAGCAAUGCUAUGAUAUUAGCCUUCCAACUGUCAGCAGUAACUGAUAACCUCAAACAAAUAUCACUUGAGUGAUAUUUGAGAGUGUUCUGUACCUGAUUGUGAGGCAAUCAUAUCAAGACUGUGACAAUGUAGCAUCAAAGAUGCCUUAACAAAGGAUUUAUAACAUGUGUGACUAAAACCAUGUUAUAUUAUGUAAAACACCAUGUCUGAUAUAAUGGAGACCCAUGUUCUGUAUGUAAAGCCCAAUGUUCAACAUGAAGGAGACCCAUGUUAAAUAUGUAAAACCCAAUGUUUAAUAUGACAGUCCCGUGUUAAAUAUGUAAAACACCAUGUUUGAUAUGACUGAGACCAAUGAUAAAUAAGGGAUUCUACAGCACUGCCAGUGAAGUAAUACAAUGAAGUAUAAUCCCAACACUAUUUCGGCAGUCUGCUGUCUGGGCUGUAUUAUGGACUUAUGGAAGGAAGUUGUAUUUUUUUUAUGUCAUUUGAUGAAUAAAGCCUUGGUUUUGCUCUA